UUUCUGACUGUGAGAUUUAUGCCCACCUAUCUCACGCAGAGUCUUUUUCCCUCUACUUGAUGUUCAAUUGUGUCUAAUCUGCGGCCUUGUUCUCCGUCUUGAUUGACUGUGAGAUACUUAGAUUGAACUUCUAAGGCGGCUCUAGGGCUUUUGCCGCCCAUCUUCGACGAGCUCAGAGAUUUACGAAUACCCCGCCAUACGUCGUACACAUCGGACGACGACACAUAGCCACUCGCAACCAUGGCCGCAAGAACAUACGUCCCGGUCGCUGCUCGGCUGCGCGGCAGCACCGAGGAGAGCCUUGUCGCACUCGAACUCCAAGAUGGCGUCGUGUACCAAGGGUACAGCUUCGGUGCCCCCAAGAGCAUUGCCGGAGAAUUGGUCUUCCAGACAGGAAUGGUCGGAUACCCAGAAUCUGUGACUGACCCUUCUUACCGGGGCCAAAUCCUCGUCAUCACAUUUCCUCUUGUAGGAAAUUAUGGUGUUCCCUCCCGCGAAACAAUGGACGAACUCCUCAAGGACGUUCCCGUCCACUUCGAAUCCUCUGAGAUUCACAUUGCUGGCUUGGUUGUUGCCUCUUAUGCAGGCGAGGACUACAGCCACUACCUUGCCGCAUCCUCCCUUGGAACAUGGCUGAAGGAACAGGGGGUUCCCGCCAUGUACGGUGUCGACACAAGAGCCCUCACCAAGAGAAUCCGGGACGAAGGUAGUAUGCUGGGGCGAAUGCUCCUGCAGAAGCAAGGCCUUACUAAUGGCAACGCUACCCGUCUGUCGGAGGACUGGCGCUCGGGUUUUGAGGCUGUGGAGUGGUCUAACCCGAACGCUACAAAUCUGGUUGCAGAUGUCUCGAUCAAGGCCCCGAAAUUAUACUCUCCCAAGCCUUCUGACGCUCUCCUCCAUCCUUCCGGACGCCCAAUCCGAGUACUGUGCUUAGAUGUCGGACUCAAGUACAACCAACUGAGGUGUCUCGUCAGGCGUGGCGUUGAGGUCCUUGUAUGCCCAUGGGACUAUGACUUCCCCACCCUUGCCGGCAAGGAUUACGACGGACUCUUCAUCUCCAACGGUCCAGGUGAUCCAGCUAUGAUGACCAAAACUGUCAACCAUAUAAAAGCCGCCGUUGAAGAGAACCGCACCCCAAUCUUCGGUAUCUGCCUUGGUCACCAGCUCCUCGCGAGAGCAUCUGGCGCAAGCACCUUGAAGAUGAAGUUUGGUAACCGCGGCCACAAUAUUCCAUGCACGAACAUGUUGACAGGAAAAUGUCACAUUACCUCCCAGAACCACGGUUAUGCUGUGGAUACUGCUUCAUUGCCCGCAGAAUGGGAGGAGCUUUUCGUCAACGCCAACGACGGCUCAAACGAGGGUAUCCGCCACGUUAGCAAGCCACACUUCAGUGUCCAAUUCCAUCCCGAAAGCACACCUGGCCCAAGGGAUACCGAGUUCCUGUUCGAUGUCUUCAUCAACACUAUCGUCAAGACUCUGGGUGAUGCCACCCAAUUGAACCUGCCUGUGCAAUUCCCUGGAGGCGAGGCUGCCGAGACGGCAAGACUGAACCCCAGAGUCGAUGUCAAGAAGGUUUUGGUUCUUGGAAGUGGUGGUCUGAGCAUUGGCCAGGCCGGCGAGUUUGAUUACUCUGGAAGUCAGGCCAUCAAGGCUCUCAAGGAGGAAGGCAUUUACACCGUGCUCAUCAACCCAAAUAUUGCUACCAUUCAGACAUCAAAGGGUCUCGCCGACAAGGUCUAUUUCCUCCCAGUCACUGCCGACUUUGUCCGCAAAGUGAUUCUCUACGAGCGCCCUGACUCCAUCUAUGUCACCUUCGGUGGCCAGACUGCGCUUCAGGUCGGAAUUCAAUUGAAGGAUGAAUUCGAGGGACUCGGCGUUAAGGUCCUCGGAACCCCAAUUGACACCAUCAUCACAACUGAAGAUCGUGAACUCUUCGCUAGAAGCAUGGAAUCUAUUGGCGAGAAGUGCGCCAAGUCUGCCUCUGCAAGCACUGUCGAGGAGGCCAUGCAUGUUGUCAAGGACAUUGGUUUCCCCGUCAUUGUUCGCGCAGCUUAUGCCCUUGGUGGCUUAGGCUCCGGAUUCGCUGACAACGAUGCCGAGCUACUAGAGCUCUGCCAAAAGGCGUUUGCUGCCUCUCCUCAAGUCUUGAUUGAGCGCAGUAUGAAGGGCUGGAAGGAGAUCGAAUACGAGGUCGUCAGAGAUGCCAGGGACAACUGCAUCACUGUUUGUAACAUGGAGAACUUCGACCCUCUCGGUAUCCAUACCGGUGACUCAAUUGUCGUCGCUCCAUCGCAGACUCUGUCCGAUGAAGACUACAACAUGCUCCGUACCACUGCUGUCAACGUCAUUCGCCAUCUCGGUGUUGUCGGAGAAUGUAACAUCCAAUACGCGCUUAACCCAUAUUCGCAAGAAUACUGCAUUAUCGAGGUCAACGCCAGACUGUCUCGUUCCUCCGCUUUGGCUUCUAAGGCUACUGGAUACCCAUUGGCCUUUAUCGCUGCCAAACUUGGUCUUGGUAUCCCUCUGAAUGAGAUCAAGAACUCUGUCACCAAGGAAACAUCUGCCUGCUUCGAGCCAUCUCUGGAUUACGUCGUCGUCAAGAUGCCAAGAUGGGACUUGAAGAAGUUCACUCGCGUCUCCACUGAGCUUGGCUCCUCCAUGAAGAGUGUUGGCGAGGUCAUGAGCAUUGGCAGGACGUUUGAAGAAGCCAUCCAGAAGGCCAUCAGAUCCAUCGAUUUCCACAACCUCGGAUUCAGCGAGACUCCGGCCUUGAUGUCCAUCGAUGAUGAGCUCCAGACCCCAUCCGACCAGCGUCUUUUCGCCAUCGCAAAUGCAAUGCACGAGGGCUACUCAGUUGACAAGAUCCAUAGCAUGACCAAGAUCGACAAGUGGUUCCUCGGCAAGCUCAAGGGUCUCAACGACUUCGCCAAGUACAUGAACACAUUCGACACAAGCAGCAUCUCAAUUGACCUACUGCGACAAGCAAAGCAGCUUGGUUUCUGUGAUCGCCAAUUGGCGAAGUUCUGGAGCUCGACUGAGUUGGCUGUUAGAAGGCUCAGAACCGAGGCUGGCGUCACUCCGUUUGUCAAGCAAAUCGAUACGGUGGCAGCUGAGUUCCCUGCUUUCACCAACUACCUUUACAUGACAUAUAAUGGCUCCGAGCACGACUUGGAAUUCAACGACAAUGGUGUCAUGGUCCUGGGAUCUGGAGUGUACAGAAUCGGUUCCUCUGUCGAGUUCGACUGGUGUUCCGUCAGAGCUAUCCGCACUCUUCGUGAGAGCGGCCACAAGACUGUCAUGGUUAAUUUCAAUCCCGAGACCGUGAGCACCGAUUACGAUGAAGCGGACCGUUUGUAUUUCGAAACCAUUAACCUUGAGACGAUUAUCGACAUCUACGAGCUGGAAUCAUCGAUUGGUAUUCUCAUGGCCAUGGGCGGCCAAACGCCACAAAACAUUGCCUUACCAUUGCACCGCCUCAACAUUAAGGUAUUGGGAACAUCCCCUGAGAUGAUUGACAAUGCCGAGAACAGAUACAAGUUCUCCCGCAUGUUGGACAGAAUCGAAGUUGAUCAGCCUACAUGGAAGGAGCUGACAAGCUUCGAGGAGGCAAAGGAGUUCUGCAACAAGGUUUCAUACCCAGUGCUGGUUCGCCCUUCAUAUGUCCUCUCUGGAGCAGCAAUGAACACGGUCUACUCUGAGCCGGAUCUUGAGGCAUACCUCAAGCAAGCUUCCGAGGUUUCUCGCGAGCACCCAGUCGUUAUUACUAAGUACAUUGAGAACGCCAAAGAAAUUGAGAUGGACGCAGUUGCCAAGGAUGGUGUUAUGAUCGGCCAUUUCAUUUCUGAGCACGUCGAGAACGCCGGUGUCCACUCUGGAGACGCCACUCUUAUUCUCCCACCUCAAGACUUGGAGGAUACGACUAUCAAGCGUAUCGAGGAGGCAACUCGCAAGAUUGGUAUGGCUUUGAACAUUACAGGUCCAUACAAUAUCCAAUUUAUCGCCAAGGAUAACGACAUCAAGGUUAUUGAGUGCAAUGUCAGAGCCUCUCGCUCGUUCCCAUUCGUCUCCAAGGUUAUGGGUGUCGAUCUUAUUGAGCUGGCCACCAAGGCAAUCAUGGAUCUCCCAUUCGAGGCAUACGCACCUACGACACUGGUGCCAGGAACAGUCGGUGUUAAGGUCCCCCAGUUCAGUUUCUCGCGACUUUCGGGAGCUGAUCCAGUCUUGGGUGUUGAGAUGGCUUCUACUGGAGAAGUUGCUUCUUUUGGAAGAGAUAAGUACGAGGCCUACCUCAAAGCUUUGGUCUCCACUGGCUUCAAGCUUCCAAAGCGCAACAUCCUCCUAUCCAUCGGAUCUUACAAGGAUAAGAACGAGAUGCUUCCGUCGGUGAAGAAGCUGCAGGCUCUGGGCUACAAACUUUUUGCCACGGCCGGUACCGCCGAUUUCUUCAUGGAGCAUGGCAUUCGCACUCAGUAUCUUGAGAUCUUGGCCGAGGAAGACGAGCAAAAGUCCGAAUACUCCCUGACGCAGCAUCUUGCGAACAAUAUGAUUGAUCUUUACAUCAAUCUGCCAUCCAGCAAUCGCUACAGACGACCUGCGAACUACAUGUCGAAGGGCUACAAGACUCGCAGAAUGGCUGUCGACUACCAAACUCCUCUUGUGACCAAUGUCAAGAACGCGAAGAUCCUCAUCGAGGCAAUCGCAAGACAUUACGAUAUGGAAAUCACCACCCGCGAUUACCAGACCAGCCACCGAACUGUCGUUCUUCCAGGCCUCGUCAAUAUCCAGGCUUUCCUGCCUGGCAUCGCCACGUCCGGAAGCAAUGAUCUGCAGACCGUGACCGAGGCAUCCAUUGCCGCCGGUUUCACCAUGAUCAGAGUCAUGCCCGUUGGCUUGGAUAGCUGCAUCACUGAUGCAAGGACGUUGGAUAUUGCACAGGCUAACAGCAGACAAGGCGCAAGCUGCGACUACAACUUCUCUGUCGCUGCAACUUCUUCUAAUUCUGAGCAAAUUAGCUUGAUCGCUGGAGAGGUUGGAUCGUUGUUUAUCCCAUUCAACCACCUUAACGAUAACAUCAGCAAGGUCGCAGCCGUUACUGCUCACUUUGAUUCUUGGCCAACCUACAAGCCAAUCAUCACCGAUGCCAAGGUGACCGACCUUGCCUCAAUCCUGCUCCUCGCCAGUCUACACAGCAGGAAUGUCCAUGUCACAAAUGUCACCACCAAGGAAGAUAUUAGACUCAUCGCUAUGAGCAAGGACAAGGGCCUCACGGUCACUUGCGAUGUUUCCAUUUAUUCUCUAUUUGUUUCUCAAAAGGAGUACCCUGAAUGCUCUUUCUUGCCAACCCCUGCGGAUCAAACCGCCCUUUGGGAGCAUUUGAGCACCAUCGACAUCUUCUCCAUUGGCAGUGUACCAUAUCAACUUGCCAAUGCUAUUGGUGAGAAGGCCACACCAGCAAUUGGUAUUUCGGAUGCCCUCCCACUACUCUUCUCCGCUGUUGCAGAUGGAAGAUUGACUGUCGACGAUAUCAAGACUCGCCUCCAUGAUAACCCAGUCCGCAUCUUCGAGCUCCAUGAGCAAGUCGGUGCGUCCGUCGAGGUAGAGAUUGACAGGCCUUACGCAAAGGCUGCCGGUCCAGUCUGGUCUCCAUUUGUCGGGAAGAUUCUCCGCGGAUCCGUCCAAAGGGUCAUUUUCAACGAUAAGACCGCCUGCCUCGAUGGCGAGCCCUGUGCUGGAGGACCACUAGGAAAGGACAUGUCUUCGCAUGUGCUUGUCCAGGUGCCUCAAUCCCCAGCUGUCAAGGGCAUUCAAUCUCCGCUUCUCAGCCCAAUGGUUGAGGCUACGGAUCGCUCAAAGGCACGACGCACAUCCUCUCUACUGGGCCAACAACCCGGGCCACGAGCAUUCAGUCGCCAGAGAGCUCUUGAGGGAUCGGCAAUUGCCAACCUGCCAUCAAGGAUCGCGCCAACUGAGGAAUACGGUGUUCCGUUGUACCCUCAGCCAUCUAUCUCACCAUCCUUGCAAUCGCUGCUUGCCCGCUCGCCAUUCAAGAACCAGCACGUCAUUUCCGUUAAGCAGUUCACUCGCUCUGAUCUCCACGUGCUGUUCACCGUUGCACAGGAGAUGCGUCUGGGUGUUCAACGCGAAGGUGUCCUUGACAUCCUGAAGGGACGCGUCCUGUGCACCAUGUUCUACGAGCCUAGCACGCGUACCUCGACUUCGUUCGAUGCCGCCAUGCAACGCCUUGGAGGCCGCACUAUUGCAAUCUCUACAGAGCACUCGAGCACUGUGAAGGGUGAGAGCCUCCAGGACUCCCUGCGCACUCUCGCAUGUUACGGUGACGCAAUCGUUCUCCGCCACCCAGAAGAGAACUCAGUCGAUAUCGCAACCAAGUACUGCCCUGUUCCAGUCAUCAACGGCGGCAAUGGAAGCAAGGAGCACCCUACGCAGGCAUUCUUGGACCUGUUCACGAUUCGCGAAGAGCUCGGCACUGUCACUGGCCUGACAAUCACGUUCACGGGAGAUCUGCUCCACGGCCGCACCGUGCACUCCCUGUGCAAGCUGCUGCAAUACUAUGACGUACAAGUCCAACUUGUGUCUCCUCCUCAGCUUGCACUCCCAGCCGACAUCCGAGACAUGCUCAAGGCAUCUGGCCAGCUCGUCCUGGAGGCUACGGAGCUUACUCCAGAUAUCGUGGCAAAGAGUGAUGUGCUCUACUGCACUCGUGUCCAGAAGGAGAGAUUCGCUGAUCUCGCCGAGUAUGAGAGGCUCAAGGAUACAUUCAUUAUUGAUAACAAGACAUUGAAGGCGGCAAAGCCAAGCAUGGUCGUCAUGCACCCGCUUCCAAGGAACGCGGAGGUUGCGGGAGAGGUGGACUUCGACCAGCGCGCUGCGUACUUCAGACAGAUGAGAUAUGGGCUGUACUGCCGCAUGGCGCUGUUGGCUCUUGUUAUGGCACCAUAAAUGAGUGGGGAUGUGGUUUAGUUGACCAUUUCUCAACACUACAGAUUGAAAUUUUGCGAGAGAGUUUGUUCCAUAGAUUGCACAAAGGUGGAUUUUUUAUUUGCAUUUCUCUUGGCGUAGCUAGGCGGAGGUCGUAGAUUUUAAAAAGUACUGCAUUUUAAAUAAUGAUGGGAUGUGGUGUAAAUGGGUUGUUUGAAGUAUAUACACUUCGGUUGUAUUUUAUGGGUUGGGUUGGUGGUGUGUGUUACGUGUUGUGUGUAUAUAUGUGUUUAUACCUAUAUGUAUAUAUUUUUAUCUUUAUUAUGUAUACGUAAUUGAAAUCAUUGAUCUA
Molecule: messenger RNA, 7291 nt
Organism: Pseudogymnoascus verrucosus
Lineage: Eukaryota; Fungi; Ascomycota; Leotiomycetes; Thelebolales; Thelebolaceae
Exons: 4
Coding region: 241-6960 (2239 amino acids)
Biological process (GO): 'de novo' pyrimidine nucleobase biosynthetic process; L-citrulline biosynthetic process; L-glutamine metabolic process
Cellular component (GO): cytosol; cytoplasm
Molecular function (GO): dihydroorotase activity; carbamoyl-phosphate synthase (glutamine-hydrolyzing) activity; amino acid binding
Source: RefSeq, a predicted model, not a curated record